Molecule: messenger RNA, 1277 nt
Organism: Phytomonas sp. EM1
Lineage: Eukaryota; Euglenozoa; Kinetoplastea; Trypanosomatida; Trypanosomatidae
Source: the annotation of a GenBank genome assembly
GUCGGUUGCUUAGCAAAAGGAUAAACACAAGGAAAGCAAAGCGGAUCGCUUUUUCCACACAUAUUUUUAUCAGUUUAAGGUGGAAGUAGCAUAAUGUCUAGCGUUGGGGACUUUAAAAGACGGCCGCCCAAGAAUGCCGUGACUCGCCGUGCCGUAAAAAAAUACGAGCCAAAGGUGGUUGAGAAUCCAAAAUGCAUUCUUUUUUUAAAGGGGUCCUCCAUCAACGAGGUAGCCAAUGACGCUAUGACGGAUCUAAGUGCUAUCACAAAGCCUUAUAACAAAAAGCUAAAGAAGAAAAAUGGAUUCACUCCGUUUGAUGGUUAUCAGCAUUUGGAGUUUUUGGGAUUCAAAAACGACUGUUCCUUGUUUUGCUUUGGAUCGCAUAGCAAGAAGCGCCCUAACAACCUGACAUUUGGCCGACUGUUCGACUUUCACAUUCUCGACAUGGUUGAGGCCGGCAUUGUUGCAGCAGAUCGCUUAGAUAUGUCACGUGCAUCCGAGGUCGAGGCGGGAUCCCUCGGUGGGAAGCCCUUUUUUGUCUUCGAGGGUAGCGAGUUCUCCUCUAACCCCGUCUUCAUUCGACUUAAAAACUUCCUUGUGGAUUUCUUUGCCGGCGGAAACGAUACUGAAAUCGACCUGGAUGGGUGUGAUCGUGUGCUGUUCUUCUCUUUACGUUCCAUUAACGGCGAGGACGCAUGCGUCGCGCCAGCCACCGAUUGUUUCGGGAAAAACAAGCCAACUGAAAAGGGGAACACCAUACUAUGCAUGCGCCACUACGCAGUACAAAAACCCUCAUUUGCGGCCGGAUAUAGCAAAAAGAUUCAAAAUAUUUCACUCUACGACAUCGGGCCGAAUUUCGAUCUAGAACUUCGACGUAUCCAGUUCGCCGAUCCACAGGCGUUCCGUGCGGCGUGCCGUGUGCCUCGAGAAAUACUGGCGAAGAUGCGUUCGACACAGGCAAAUGUUUCGACUGAUGAAAUGGCCAACCUUACGGGCCAACUUCACGUGGGUUCCCAAAACACUGAUACGCUGAACCUACGGCGCUUCAAGGCACACCGUGGCAGAGCGCGUCAGUUGGCAGGCUCUCCCGGGGUCGGCGAGCAAGAGGAUGGGGGUAAUGAAGAAGUCAGGACAAGUAAAAGAAGGCGUAAGUCAGAGAUCCAGUCUUAUGAGACUAACAUCGAAACGGAUAUCUAAUAAGAUUUUUCUAAUCUAGUUAAUAACAUUUUCUACUUCUCGGGGUACAUUUUUGGUGAAAAAAUGUAAGCGAAGAAAUA